AUGGGUAUAUGUUUGUGUGUACAAACAGCUAUAGCGUUUAGCGUUCCGUUGACCGAAGAAGAAGAAAGCGUCGUGAAAAAACAUCCACCAAAGAGACUGAGAAUGUUGGAGGGACAGCAAUCGCCGCCGCUAACCCACGAAAUGCUGUUGGAGAAAUUGGCGGAUGCCGAAAAUAGACGACAACAGAUCCUAAGUCAGAGGAUAGAGUCGGCCAAAACGCUGAUGCGGCCCCGAUACAAUAGCGCCAACAAGAUGAACGCCGACGACGCGUUGGUGGAGGAUACGGACAACGUGGGUGACGAAGAUUCUUAAAAAAGAAUAAUUAUCAUGCCUAUUUAAUAUUAUUUAUAUACCAUAAAAUAUGUCCAUAAUAUUAUACUGUUUUAUCGUGUAUUAGACAAAAACGAUACUGUUGUUCUG
Messenger RNA from Rhopalosiphum maidis (corn leaf aphid), 420 nucleotides. RefSeq lists its product as uncharacterized. The record is from RefSeq and is a predicted model, not a curated record. Bases 1 to 312 code for a protein of 103 amino acids. Lineage: Eukaryota; Metazoa; Arthropoda; Insecta; Hemiptera; Aphididae. The transcript is spliced from 2 exons.